Manduca sexta (tobacco hornworm) is the source of this 951-nucleotide messenger RNA. RefSeq names its product spherulin-2A-like. Lineage: Eukaryota; Metazoa; Arthropoda; Insecta; Lepidoptera; Sphingidae. The coding region runs from base 43 to 915 and encodes 290 amino acids. The record is from RefSeq and is a predicted model, not a curated record. The transcript has a single exon.
CUAACGUAGUUCCAUAUAACUUCACUUUGUCGCGCGACAAAAAUGAUUGUAAAAUUUUAUUUGUUAUUCCUGUUCAUUCAUGUGGUUUAUACAAAAAUCGAAUUAAAUUUGGUCACGGACGAUGGCAAUAUAUCGAUAGACUAUUCAGGGAUAGAUGUGCGAGUGAUCACCGAUGAAGACGUGGAACUAUUUAACAUCGGUACUAGUGAAUUGCGGGCAGCACUAAAGUGUCAUUAUGGAAGAAAACCUAGUUACGUUUAUUUAAAAAGCCCGACACCGUGGGACGAUCUUUAUAAAACUUACGGCUGGGAACAGGUCUCUAGAGUGCUGUCAAUACAUUCAGCAAGAUUGAAAGGUAUCACGAAAUCCCCAGUAACUGUGAUGACGAAAAACUUCAUAAAUGAAUCAAAUAAAACUAUUAAAGUGGACACAAGCAUCAGUCAUACAGUACAGAACACGCUAACAACAUCAUGGACAAAGGAAAGAGAAUUCUCACUGUCUCAAGAAAUCGAAUAUGGAAUCAAUUUGUUAUUUAAUAAAGUUACGGGAAAAACCGGUUUUUCGUAUACAUCGAUGUGGGGAAAGAGCGAGGAAAAAUCUGAAAAAAUCACUAUUGGAAGCACUAGUGCUGUAGAAACUGAAUUGCAACCCGGUCAAGCUGUGACAGCGAUUUUGUCGGUGAAUUCGGGUAAUUUAGAAGUCGAAGUUGUGCACAAGAUGUCGCUGCGAGGCAAUUUGGCGGUAAACUUUAAUAGGAUGUACAAAGGUCACUAUUUUUGGGGUCCGAAGAUUGAAGAUGUGAUGUUUAGUGGGGGGAUAACAAACGAAAUACUGAUGUUGGAGACGAUAAAAUUCGGUUUUCAUGUGGACGCUACAUUAACUGUUUAUGAUAAAAAUACCGGAGAACUUUUGUAAAUAGAAUAUUAUGUAUUAUAAAUUUUCGAUAAUUGA